CUACCAUGUCCGACUCGUCCCCGGCUGUUUCUGACGUUGGAGGAGAACCUACUGAUGCUGGUCCUGCCUCCCUCGACGUCCUCGACUGCUGCCGCCCUCGCCUCCGCUCCAGCAGCAACUGGGGCGCCCUUCUCAGGCUUCCCCGUGGCCGCAGGGCCCCAUCAACAGUUUAUUCCCCCUGGCGCCAUGAAUUAAAAUGGGCCAGGAAUGACGCCGAGUAUGGGCAACGGCAGUUUCCAACCUGAUAACGGAUCGGUCGGACCCAUGUAUCAACCCCUGGUCGUAUGGCUCCCUAUGCAACAUUGGAUGCAAGGUCCCUGCAACCAGGCCGGCAACAGCGCCGGAUUGCAUCACCAGCAGCAGUUCGUCUCUCCGGAAUUGGGCCUGGCGCCGCAGGGCUUUCAAGGAAUGGGUGCGAUACCCCAGAGUACCGCCAACCACCAGGCAGACAACGGUGUCGGAACCCCUCAGCAGCAGCAGCAGUUCGCGAAGCUCCUUCUGCAGGCGUUGAGCAUCGCGUUUCCUCACCUCGUGCCACAAUUCUUCCCCGCGGGCAAUCCGCAAAGUAGCAUGCUCCAGCAGCAGCCAACUGGCACUGGAGUCCAGCCUUUCCAGGAUCCUCAGGCGAUGGCUGCACAACACCAACCCCAAGUCUAUUGCACAGCUCUCAAACGAUGCCUGGACAACCGCCAGCUCCAGGGACCAUCGACUCUGCCGUCGGUGUACAACCACGCCCUCCCGCCAGCUCUCGGCGCUCCUGGGGCUUACCCGCCAGUUCCUAUGGAUGCGCCUCUCCCUGGGACUGGCGUUCCGACUGCAUGCCCUGUCAGCCGGUCCCUAGGAACCGUAGCUGAUCUCGCGGCCAUGGCACGAGGCGGCACCCCAAACACUCAACAGACACGUACUGCAGCAAUGUGUGCCAAUCCCGCCACUAGCUCUGCGCCUCUCGUCGCCGUCGCCUCUGCUCAUGAUGCCGGCAACAACCGUACCUAUUCGACAGCGUUCGAAGCUCCUGGCAUACCCGAGGACGUUCUGGCUCGCAUCAAUGACCCGACCAAGCAUAAGAGAUUACGGAAGCAACUGCUCAAUAUCGGCGGUGUGGAUGCCAGGUCUGAGGAGGGCCAGGCGCGUAUCCAAGAGAUGUACGACGCGUGCCUCGCGGUGGAGUCGCGAGGGAAUGCUGGUGUGCGACGCAAGUGA
Gloeophyllum trabeum ATCC 11539 is the source of this 1200-nucleotide messenger RNA. RefSeq lists its product as uncharacterized. The record is from RefSeq and is a predicted model, not a curated record. NCBI's taxonomy places the organism in Eukaryota, Fungi, Basidiomycota, Agaricomycetes, Gloeophyllales, Gloeophyllaceae. The coding region runs from base 208 to 1200 and encodes 330 amino acids. The transcript is spliced from 4 exons.